GGGUGCAGGGAGCCUCCUGGCACCGAGCCUGGCCUUGAAGUGCGGGCUCCCACGGGCCUGAAGCCUAAGUCCCCACUCAGCCUCAGUUUCCCCUUCUAAGCCAGGGUGUUGGGAGGAGUCCAUGCCUUCCUCUGGGUUUCCGUUCGCGGUCCACGCAGCCCCCUCGGUUUUGGAUUAGGAAGGGAGGGUGAUGCCCGAGCUGUGACUGCAGUUUGAGAGGGCAAUGCUUAGCUCGCCAGCUGGAGUUAAGGGAGCGGCAAGACAGAGAGAACGAAGAGCCCCGAGGGUCGAGGACCCUGGAGCCCCUGACUACGGCUCCGCGCCGCGGCCAGGGCCAAGUCUUUGCCCCACAGACCCGGGCCUCGGUGUCAGAAUCCCUCCUACUUCCUGAUUGUUGAUGACCUUGUGACACCUGGCAGAGAGAAAGCCUGGGAGGCGGGGAGGCAUUACAACCCCCAAAUCCCAGCAAACUGCUUUUAGUGGGCACUCCUGACGGGGUUAGGAUGACAACGUCUGCGUCUGGCCCCCACAGCCUUAAAGGAGCCAAGGACACUUGUCAGCUGCCCAAAGGAGGAAGCAGAGGUCCCAUCUGCAGUCGGGGUGUCCUUUCCCUCCUCCCCAGUGAGAAGAGGGGACUGAAGCCCAUCCAGCCCCAGCAUUCCCAGACAGAGACUGUGCUGCUGUCCCAUGGUUGAUGGGGAGCCCAGGCCAUGGUUGCCGUCUCCCGCCCCGGCCAUGGACGAGAUCACCUUCAAAAGCGACACCGUGCUGUCAGACGUCCACCUCCACACCCCAAACCAGAGACACCUCAUGGUGCGGCUGAGUGGCGUGGGGCAGCCCGUCUUCCUGUCCCAGUUCAAGCUUCUGUGGAACCAAGCCCCUCAGACAGACUCGGGGGCUGAGGGUGGCAAUCACAGAGCCCAUCACGCAGAGGCGACUCCUCCCGCCAGAAGCGGCUGCAGCAGUGAGGGAGUCUCCCUCCAGGCUGGGGCUGACGCCACCAGCCAGGAGGGGGUGGCAGCUCAGCUGGACGAGGAUGGGGAUUUGGACGUUGUGAGAAGACCACGGGCUGCCUCUCCCUCCAAGCCCUCGGGGCCUCCGAGAGACAAGGUACAUCCCAUGAUUCUAACGCAGGAGGAAGAUGACGUCCUGGGAGACGAAGCACGAGAGAGUGGCCCCUACGAUGUCAUCAAAAUAGAGCACACCAUGGCCACCCCCCUGGAGGAUGUUGGCAAGCAGGUGUGGCGGGGCGCCCUGUUCCUGGCGGACUACAUCCUGUCCCAGCGGGACCUCUUCCAGGGUCGCACGGUGCUGGAGCUCGGGGCGGGCACCGGGCUGGCCAGCAUCCUCGCGGCCACCAUGGCGCAGACCGUCUACUGUACAGAUGUCGGUGCAGAUCUCUUGGCCAUGUGCCAGCGAAACAUUGCCCUUAACAGCCACCUGACUGCCGCUGGAGGCGGUGUGAUUAAGGUCAAGGAACUGGACUGGCUGAAAGACGACCUCUGCACAGGAACUUUUCUUUUCCCUGUCAGAUGUCAGCUUCUUUCAGUCUGUCUCGGUGAGAGCUGGUGGCCCGCAGAGAAAGGGCUGAACCCAAGGUGUCCUUCCCCUUUCACAGAUCCCGAGGUCCCCUUCAGCUGGUCGGAGGAGGACAUCUCCGACCUGUACGGCCACACCACCAUCGUGCUCGCGGCCGAAGUGUUUUACGACGAUGACCUAACUGAUGCUCUGUUUAAAACACUGUCCCGACUGGCUCACAGGUUGAAGAACGCCUCCACCGCCAUCCUCUCUGUGGAAAAGAGGCUGAACUUCACGCUGCGGCACCUGGAGGUCACGUGCGAGGCCUACGACCACUUCCGCUCAUGCCUGCGGCGACUGGAGGGGCUGACCGGUGGGCGCCUGCGCUUCGCGGUGGAGCCGGUGGACGUUUCCUUCCCGCAGCUCUUGGUCUACGAGCGCAUCCAGCAGCUGGAGCUCUGGAAGGUCUUUGUGGAACCAGUAACAGAACCCAUCGUGUCUGCAGACACAGCUUCUUGACCGUUCUUGUGAUGUUUCUAAUAAAAUUGAAAGCUCACAAAGUAA
This is a messenger RNA of Aethalodelphis obliquidens (Pacific white-sided dolphin), 2082 nucleotides long. It is a transcript of the gene METTL22, whose product is annotated as methyltransferase 22, Kin17 lysine. NCBI's taxonomy places the organism in Eukaryota, Metazoa, Chordata, Mammalia, Artiodactyla, Delphinidae. Gene Ontology annotation, biological process: protein methylation. Gene Ontology annotation, molecular function: protein methyltransferase activity. The transcript has 12 exons. Gene Ontology annotation, cellular component: nucleus. The record is from RefSeq and is a predicted model, not a curated record. Bases 688 to 2037 code for a protein of 449 amino acids.